Molecule: messenger RNA, 4754 nt
Organism: Aspergillus ochraceoroseus IBT 24754
Lineage: Eukaryota; Fungi; Ascomycota; Eurotiomycetes; Eurotiales; Aspergillaceae
Exons: 8
Coding region: 213-4754 (1513 amino acids)
Biological process (GO): mismatch repair; mitotic recombination; L-histidine biosynthetic process
Cellular component (GO): cytoplasm; nucleus
Molecular function (GO): mismatched DNA binding; magnesium ion binding; ATP phosphoribosyltransferase activity
Source: RefSeq, a predicted model, not a curated record
GGAAGCUUGUCCUAUUGCCCCAUCCUGCUUCAUGGGAAUAUUUUGGGACCUUUGCCAUACAUACGUAUGAGGGGAUUUUUUGAUUUUUCUGUCGGAUUCAGAAAGGCUCGGAAUGAAACAUUGCUUAUUGGGAACCUCCUAGCUCUCACCUGGAUACUCGGCACAUUUCACGAUAGAGCGAUUUUCUAUCACGGAAUCUACAAAGCGAAGCAAUGCCUCUCCGUUCAUCCCAGCCAUCAGUCUCGUCUUCUCCAAGCUUAAAACGAAAACAGCCUACCAUCGCCAGUUUCUUCACCAAGAAACCGCAGGUGGCGCAACCAUCCUUGUCGAACGACGCCGAAAGACCGGACACCAAAGCGGCGGGACAUAAAGACGAUCAUGAAAUAGCGGAAGAAGAAGAAGAUGAUGAUGAUAUUGUUGGCCCAGCGUCGAAAAGGGCCAAGAUUAAUGGAUUUCACGCCGAACCCAAGUCACAAAGCCCAACAGCGGAGGCGAAGUUAACUUCCCCGUCAACAUCAGCGCCAAAUCCAAAAGCUAAGCCAAAGCCAAAGUCUCUGUCCUCGUCUCGAACAGAUGAACCCGUACAACCGGCAGGUAGUCAAAGAACGGAGCUAUCCAAGUUUGCGAGCUCUCCUGGGGCAGCGCAGGGAAGCGAUAGAGCCGUUGAGCUGGAUGGGUUGGACGAAGAGGAAGCUAGUCGACGGCAGAAUGAAAGAGAGAAGCUGCACCAGAAGUUUGUUCGGAAAUUAGGCGGAGCGGACUGUCUUAUUGGAAUCGGACGAAGUAGUAGAUUCAAUGACGCUGUUGUGCCGGUUGACGAGGGUGCGGAGGGCGAGGACGAUGAAGAGGCGGCGCCUGCGCCUCCUGCUCCGACGAAAGGAAGGGGAGGGAAAAAAGCCACUGGGAAACUCACACCGAUGGAGAGGCAAAUCAUCGAUAUAAAGCGGAAACACAUGGAUACAGUUUUACUGGUUGAAGUAGGGUAUAAGUUUCGGUUUUUUGGCGAGGAUGCGCGAAUUGCAGCCAAGGAGUUGAGUAUUGUUUGCAUUCCGGGGAAGAUGAGAUAUGAUGAACAUCCUUCCGAAGCGCAUCUUGAUCGGUUUGCCUCUGCGAGUAUACCGACUCAGAGACUCCAUGUUCAUGUGAAGCGCCUCGUUACUGCGGGUUACAAAGUGGGUGUUGUUAGGCAGCUCGAGACUGCGGCGUUGAAAGCGGCUGGCGAUAACCGCAAUGCCCCAUUUGUCCGCAAACUCACCAAUGUGUACACGAAGGGGACGUAUAUUGAUGAUGUUGAGGGUCUGGACGGAUCUACGGCUGCGGCUUCUGGGGGCGCCUCCGCGACGGGUUAUAUCCUAUGCAUCACGGAGGUGAAUGCCAAAGGCUGGGGUAAUGACGAGAAGGUACACGUUGGAGUUGUCGCUGUCCAACCAACCACCGGGGACAUUGUCUACGACGAAUUCGAUGACGGGUUUAUGAGAAGCGAGAUUGAGACGCGGUUACUCCAUAUUGCACCUUGUGAGCUUCUUAUCGUCGGUGAACUGUCGAGAGCCACAGAGAAGCUAGUUGAACAUCUCUCCGGGAGCCAGACAAAUGUCUUUGGUGAUAAAAUUCGUGUGGAGAGAGCCCCGAAGACGACAACCGCCGCAGCUGAAUCACAUAGCCAUGUGUCGUCUUUUUACGCCGCAAAAAUGAAAUCGGUGAACGCUGCAGAUGACGAGGUGGCUAGUAGCUUGCUCCAAAAAGUGCUGAAUCUGCCAGACCAGGUCACGAUCUGUCUUUCGGCUAUGAUCAGGCAUAUGACCGAGUAUGGGUUGGAACAUGUUCUGGAGUUGACCAAAUACUUCCAGCACUUCUCCUCUCGCUCGCACAUGCUUCUCAAUGGAAACACUCUUACCAGCCUUGAGAUUUAUCAGAAUCAAACGGACUACUCGUCUAAGGGCAGUCUCUUCUGGACCUUAGAUCGAACCCAGACACGUUUCGGGCAGCGAUUACUUCGGAAAUGGGUUGGACGACCUCUGCUAGAUAAGCACCAGCUGGAAGAAAGAGUCAACGCUGUCGAGGAGUUGAACCAUCCAGAUAACACCACAUCAGUUGAGCGAGUCAAGGCUCUACUUGCGCGAGUGAAGCAUGACCUCGAGAAGGGAUUGAUUCGGAUAUACUAUGGAAAGUGCACCCGACCUGAGCUCCUCACCAUGCUUCAGACAAUGCAGAUGAUAGCGCAAGAGUUUGUGGAUGUCAAGGCUCCUGAAGACACCGGCUUUUCUUCGCGCGCUAUCAGUCAAGCCAUGGCAUCUCUCCCGGCGAUAAUGGACGACGUGGUAUUCUUUCUCAACAAAAUUAACAUGCAUGCGGCUAAAAGUGAUGAUAAAUAUGCGUUUUUUAGGGACGCAGAAGAGACGGAAGAGAUUAGUGAGCAGAAGUUGGGGAUUGCGGCCGUUGAGCAUGAGCUAGAGGAGCAUCGCUCUGAAGCCGGGGACGCUCUCACCAAGAAGACCGUGAACUAUGUAUCUGUGGCCGGCAUUGACUACCUGAUCGAGGUGGAGAAUAACUCGCCCUCGAUCAAACGCGUGCCCGCAUCCUGGGUGAAAGUCAGCGGCACCAAGAAAGUGUCGAGAUUCCAUACUCCUGAAGUUAUCAAAAUGAUCCGGCAACGAGACCAGCACAAGGAAGCGCUCGCCGCAGCGUGUGACAAAGCCUUCUUGGCCCUUCAAGCCGAAAUCGCAACCAACUACCAAAAUCUCCGAGACUGCGUGCAGUCCCUGGCGACGCUUGACUGUUUGAUAUCGCUGGCUACCAUCGCCCGCCAGCCGGGGUACGUGAAACCCGAAUACACGGAAGAGACACGCAUCCAUGUGCAACAGGGACGUCACCCGAUGGUUGAGCAACUGUUGCUCGACAGCUACGUGCCCAAUGACAUUGACCUGGACAGCGACCAGACGCGCGCGCUCUUAGUCACAGGGCCCAACAUGGGCGGCAAAUCCAGCUACGUACGGCAGGUCGCGCUCAUUGCCAUCAUGGGCCAGAUUGGAUCCUACGUUCCAGCUCAAUCAGCAAAACUAGGCAUGCUCGACGCAGUAUUCACCCGGAUGGGCGCCUUUGACAACAUGCUAGCCGGUGAGUCUACAUUCAUGGUGGAACUUUCCGAGACGGCAGAUAUCCUCAAGCAGGCGACCCCACGUUCGCUGGUGAUUUUGGACGAAUUAGGACGAGGAACGUCCACACACGACGGCGUGGCCAUUGCCCAGGCGGUUUUGGAUUACAUGGUCCGGUCCAUCCGCAGUCUGACCCUUUUUAUCACGCAUUACCAGCAUCUCGCGUCCAUGGUGUCCGCCUUUCCCGACCACGAGCUACGAAACGUGCACAUGCGUUUUAGUGAGUCCGGGACUGGGGCGGGAUCGGGCGCUGCGGCUGACGAGGAGAUUACAUUUCUGUAUGAGGUUGGCGAAGGCGUUGCGCAUCGUAGCUACGGGUUGAACGUGGCUCGAUUGGCGAAUCUCCCAGCACCAUUACUGGAGCUGGCGAAGCAAAAGAGUGCAGAGCUGGAAGACAAAAUCCGGCGUCGUCGACUUGCGGGACUCAUGGCGGCGGUUGGGGAGAUGAUCAAGAGGGAUUCGACUGAGGGAGCGAUUGAACGAUUGAUCACCAGUGUGAUAUCUAGCUACAAUCUCUCUCUGUUAAAAAUUAGGAGGAAUCCUCAAAAGUACCCUAGGUUGGAUGGAUGCCUGAAAAGUCAGGAACGUUCGGAGACCUCUUUCAUCCGUCAAUUCCCCGCUACAGAGCAGACCGACGUUUCCGAUUACAUUAAUUGCUUGUCAUUAUCCUUUCGUUUGAAAUUCAAGAAUCUGGACUCCUACCCCGCGCCGAAAUCAAGAUGGAUCUCGUUAACCAAGGGCCGCCUCCAACAAGCCACCCUUGACCUGCUCGCUGGCUGUGACAUCCAAUUCCGCCGCGAAAACCGUCUCGACAUCGCCCUCGUCAAGAACCUCCCCAUCGCGCUAAUCUUCCUCCCCGCGGCCGACAUCCCAACCUUUGUCGGCGAAGGCCGCGUCGACAUUGGUAUCACGGGCCGCGAUCAAGUCGCUGAACACGAUGCGCAACUACCCUCGGGAGAAACCUCCAUGGUUGAGGAGAUCAUGGAUUUGGGAUUUGGAGGGUGUAAACUGCAAGUCCAGGUUCCGGAGAAGGGCGACGUCACGGAAGCGAAGCAGUUGAUUGGACGGAAUAUCGUGACGAGCUUUACGGCGCUGAGCGCGGCGUUCUUUGCAAAGCUGGAGGGCGUAAGCGAUUUGAAGGAGAUGAGCACGAAGAUCAAGUAUGUUGGUGGAAGUGUGGAGGCGGCUUGCGCAUUGGGAGUGGCCGAUGGCAUUGUGGAUCUUGUUGAAUCCGGUGAAACCAUGAGAGCCGCCGGCCUUACGGCCAUCGACACCGUUGUCGAGAGUACCUCGGUGCUGGUGAAAUCCAAGAACACGCAAAACCCUCUGGUGGAGUUGAUUUCCUCUCGUAUCCGUGGUGUUAUUACCGCCCAAAAGUUUGUCCUGUGCCAGUACAACAUCCACCGCAACAGCCUCGUUACCGCAUGCAGCAUCACCCCGGGCAAGCGCGCGCCCACCGUCACAGCCCUAGAAGAGGACGGCUGGGUGGCUGUGAGCUCGAUGGUCGAGAAGAAGAAGAUUGCAACCGUGAUGGACGAGUUGACCAAGGUUGGCGCGACAGAUAUCCUAGUGCUAAGCAUUACCAAUUCACGAACGGACUAA